Lytechinus pictus (painted urchin) is the source of this 6057-nucleotide messenger RNA. Its product is annotated as mitoguardin 2-like. Lineage: Eukaryota; Metazoa; Echinodermata; Echinoidea; Temnopleuroida; Toxopneustidae. The record is from RefSeq and is a predicted model, not a curated record. The coding region runs from base 133 to 1704 and encodes 523 amino acids. Gene Ontology annotation, biological process: mitochondrial fusion. The transcript has 12 exons.
AAAGUCUUCGAAGAUUAUAAGAUACCAUAAACUAUGAACGCCGCCGGGCGCUUGCUGCGACUCCAAAAUCAACAUUUUUAAGGUAUCUUUUUGGCGGGAUAUUCUGGUAUCUACAGUCUUUAAACUGCAGUCAUGCCUCUAUCAACAAAGACGAAGGUGAUGCUAGCAGUGGCAUUCUCUGUCACUGUCACAGGACUAAUGGUCACGGCUAGCCUUCUCAGAAGACGUAAACGUCGUAAGCAACCCAGAACCAUGGUCAAACCUAUAACAAAUGUCUUUUCGAAUGCAGCUACUACGAGCAACAAUCAGCAGCCCCGUCCUUACUCCCGUCAGCUGACCAGUUCCCCCAAGACGGCUCCUAAACAGAGAGUACCUCCUAUGAGAGCACAGUCUUCAUCUAGUGCCAGGGCUAGUAAAGCAAGUUCUAUCAGCUCCUUGUCUAGUGUCAGCACCCUGCGUAGCGGAGCUGCCAGUUCGGGCAGUGGAGCUCUGACACCAGUCAACACAUCGGAUUUGAUGACGGUGGAGGGAAUGUUCAAUCUAGGUAAAGAAGCAUUUGAAAGAGCCAUCAGCUACUGGAGGACUGCUCUUCAUGUACAACAUCAAUCACAAACUGAAAUAGAUGGACAGGCACAGAUUCAGGAGCCGGUAGACUCCAACUUCAUCUGUCAGCUGGAGAAGUUAAUUGAAGCUGCAGACGGUCUCCGACCAGAGAUGGACGAUACCGCCAACAGGUUAUCGGCUUCUAAUCUCGGCGAACUCUCUUUAGACAUCAGCCAUGUGAGCAAUGUAUCUUGGGACCGGGAAUUCUCUCGGAGUAUCAAGAGCGACAGUGCAUCAGACUCAGACUCCUUUGUUUCGGCAGCAGAGCUGGACGACCUUUCAUCACUCACGAGUGAGCUGAACUUCUUCUCCGGGGAUGAAAGCUCUCCUGAGCUCUAUCACCGAGCUCUAAGGGUGGUCAAAGAGGGCGGUGUUCAGGCAAGAAGAAUAAGAACUGAGGUUUUGCAGUGUUCGAGUGAUGAAGAUUUCCUUGCCAAGUUACACUGUAUUCGCCAAGCCACCAUAGUUUUGUUCCAAGAUGGCACGGUUAAAGAUUACUUUUCAGAUGUAGGCCUUCAACUGACUGCCGAUCUACUGUGGCAUGCAAAUUAUGAUACAGAAGGGUUUAUUAAGGCUUAUGAUGAGAUGAUGACGUACGUGAAAGACCCAGGCAGCUGGAAAGACAUUGAACAGGAGCUUUAUGGAAGGAAGGUGAAGUUUCUUUCAUUCUAUGACAUUGUGUUGGAUUUCUUUCUUCUUGAUGCUUUUGAUGACCUGGCCAACCCACCCUCAUCAAUUCAAACAGUUAUUCAAAACAGAUGGUUAUCUAAUGGAGUCAAAGAAACAGCUCUUGCUACGGCUGUUUGGUCUGUACUAGCAGCAAAGAGGAGAAUGCUCCAGAAUCCCAAUGGUUUUCUAGCCAAGAUGUACAGUAUAUCGCAUCACAUGACUCCAGCGUUAGCCUGGGGGUUCAUGGGAACUAACGAGGAGUUGAAGAAACUUAUGAUCUACUUCAAGGACCAAGUUAUGCAAUUUUGCCGAGCCAUCUUCUCGUUAAAACGAUGCAGAUAUUCAUCGAUACCAGAACUCUCAGAAGAUAUAUAUUCCUUGGCUAGGGAAUACGGUGUCAUCAUCAACCAGAGAUUGAAUUCAACAAGCUGAGUGUUGACACAAGAUAUUCUUAAAUAUCAGAAGUCUCAGAAGAUAUAUAUAUUCCUUGGCUGGAGAGUAUGGCACCUUCGUUGUCAUGAAUACCCGUUGUUUGCACCUCUUGAAAAGAAUACUUCUACCUUUUCCUUGUUGCAUAUUUUGCUGUAUUUUCACCAAACUCCAUGGCCGUACACAGCUUGGUAGCGGAAUGGGGGCAGUUGUCCUCCUCCCCUUCAAGAAAUUUUCAAAACAUUUUUAUUGCUUAUUUUCAGAAAAUCAAUUCAAAUUGUGCACCAGAUUUCACAGUUCCAUCUUAUUGAUUAAAAAAUGCUGUCAUGAUCAGCUCGAUCACUUUGCUCCCUCGCUUUCAAAUCUUAGCUGUUUUUGCCCCUUUGAGAAAUAAAUUUUACAUAAUGCCCUUGUUUAAAUAAACCUCCAUGUGCAGAUAAUAUCUUCAGCCACUUCAUUCGUCACUAGUGAUGAGCUUUCGCUUGAUAUAAUUAUAGAGAAAGUUCUCUCUUUUGAGUGCAGACUUAAUUUGGUCAUUAAAUCAUUGCCAAAUGAUUAAUUGCUUUCAUGCCAUGAGUGAACUUGCCACAUUCUAGUGUACCUCUUAAUCUGCGAUAGGAUGCGAUAGAUAAUUAUACCUUAAACAUUAUUAUUGGCUUUCAUUUUAACAGGGUCUUUCUUGUAAUUUUAUAUUUCAAUUAUUUUUUUUUCAAAUUUGUGUCAUGACCAAGAAGUCACUCAUUGCAUGAAUUAAAAAGGAUAAGGUAUGGCCCUUUAAAAAUGAUUAUACAAAAUUACCUCAGAGGAAUAUUUUCAUCAGUUUUCAUGGGAAAUUUGAUAGCAGUUGUUUGCUUAUUCUUCCAGUUUUAUGAUAAACAAUGGUUAUGUUAUGUAAUUUGUGUUCCAUAUAUUGCCUCAUAAGGUUAAUUUAACAUCCGCUCUCUGUGUCCGAACGAUCCUUAGGUUGAGGCGAAGAAUGUAUCAUAAUGGGAUAGCAAGAAGCUGUCACUUUAUUACAGUUACAUGUAUUUCCACUUCUAAUCACAAUUUUGGGAUGCAGCAAAUUACAAUUCUUUCUUCAUGAAAACUGACGAUGAUAUGUCUUUGAAAAAAAGAAAUAUAAUGCUAUUUCAAAUUGACCAUCCUUAAUGAAAAAUCUUAAUACUUUUUUAGUUCAUCAUCUUUAAGGUCAUUCAAAGAAACAGUAUUCUUUUCAAUUAUUUUGUAUGUGGUUACUUCGAGAAAUAUAUCCAAUUUUCCAUGAACUAUAUUGUAUUCCCAUUAAUGUUUUACCCAAUAUAUGAAUAAUAUAGAUAUCGUAUCUGGGUGUCACAAAAUCCAGUUUUCAUAUGCCAACUGACUAUCUAAUGUUCUUGUAUAGUUGAUAAGUUCUGCUCUCAUUCAAGAGUGAAUGAAUGAUUUCCUUAUGUAUGAAUAGGAAGGAUAUUUUAAUUCUGUAUAUAAUCAACAAUAAUCAUGUGCAAUAAGUGUGCUAUCUUAAUAUUACUAAGGGAACUUCAUUGAGUUUUUCAAUAUCAGUUUUGCUGCAGUACAAUGCUUAUUCUUUUGAUAUUUGAAAGCGAGACCACAUCCACAUGUUACUACUUAUUGUAAAGAAACAUACACAUUAUUUGUUUAAUACUUGUAGUAAUGAUUAUUGUGGCAUGUAACAUUUGCUAAAGAACAAAUCAGGCAGUAGGGACAUGGUAAAUCAAAUUGUUAACUGAUGGACAUUUUCAUAAAUCGUAUUUUAUAUAUUCAUCAUCGUGAAAAUACAAGUUACAGUUAGGCUAGGCCUACCUAUUGAUGAUUUUAUUUGCCCAUUAUAAAUAUAUGAAUGAAUUCAAUCAUCAGAAUGGGGACUAUUUGUUAUGUUCUUUGAGGUUAGGGAUAGUUGAUUUUCUCUAGCAAGUAGCAUUGCCCCCUCUUAAAUCAUCCAUCUUCUUAUUGCUUGCUUUCAAGCAUCCAUGCUUCUUAGCCAGUAGCGUAAUGAGCCAAAACUUUUGAGGGGGCCAGACAAUGGCGUAUGGGGCAACAUUUCUAAAAGGCUAUGAGCGAGCAACAUUUUUCACCUUUGACCAGUGAUAGAUUUUAACAUAAUAUUCAGAAAUAACACAAUAUGAUAUUUCAACCCUUUUCUCCCUUUUUCUGUGCCAUUAUUAUUUAUAUUUUUUUUGGGGGGGUUCAUGGCACCCUAAGCUCCUUCAUCUGUAUGCCAGUGUUCUUAGCAAUCCGGUAACAAAAAGAUCACCACCCCAUGUAUAAAGGAAAACCCUUUUUUCCGAUCAUUAAAAUGUAAUUAUUCAUAACAGAUUGAUGAUAUAUUCAUAUUCAGACACUCUCAAAUAGACAUUAGAGACCUUUCGUUUUCUGCGACGAGCCAUGUGGACAUACAAGAUUAUGGAAUUUUGGGAGCCCUGCGCAUGUGUGAAGAAAUCUGCGACGAGCCCUCUCAUUGCCCAAAUCUGUGACUCGUAUUUGAGGGUUUUGACGUUCGGUGUCAUAGUGCUCGAACGAGCGCAAUUUUCAAAAUGUCAAUUUACAAAAUAUGUGUCAUAUAAUCUUUAAAUAAAAUGAAUUAUUGGAUUACAAAUUAGAUAUACAAUGCGUUACUUUCAAAAUAGACACACCCUAUGCAGAAAUUUGAUUGCAUUAAUCAGUAAUUACCUUGCAUACCCACCUUGAUGUAGCUUUGUGAUGUUGAUGACAUGAUAAUUAUUGAACCAUACCAUGGUAUAAUCAUUGUCUUGGAAAGCUCUUGUAUUAUCCCCGCUACGCCCAGCCGGCUCUGUAUUGCAAUGAUGGUCAUGCACCUGCAGAUAUUGUCUGUACUCCGUGUAGACCGGAACACCGCAAGCAGGUGACACUAGUUGUAUCUUGUGUUUACCAAUGGUAAAUAUUACCCAGGAGCCAGCCAUUAUUUGAAGCUAGGAUCUCAGAAUUCAAAGACAAUUUCUCACAUUCAUGUGAGGUAAUAAUAAUAAUCCGCUUUUAUAUAUUGCUUAAUACAUCGGAAGGACAUCUCUAAGCGCUUUACGGAUAUAUUAUUGCCCUGGUCAUCGGAUCUUGGCAUGCCCGCACACAAUGUAUGCACCUUCUCCACCCCCUGGGGAGCAUUCCAAUAAGAGUUCCAAGACUCAAUUGCUAGGCAUACUAUGUACCCAUUUAACACCUGGGUGGAGAGUGGUGGAGAGAUAAGCUACCUAUUGUGAAGAAAUAUACCAUGUGCUCAGAAUAUUCGUAGAAGCAGACCUAUUUUGUGUUUGUGAGUGGUGGCUCUGUGCAACGUGUCCUAUGCAGUAGUGAAAUCCAUCAGUUUCUUUCAAAAAUUGAAGCAUUUAAUUGAUGGAACUUCAGGGAGGAUAUUCUUGGCUUGUUCAAUGUUUUUACAUUAUCUAAAAGUUUUUGAGCCUUAUUCUGAUGAUAAAGUUUCUGUUAUGUACAUGGACAAUCUGCAGUUGUGGUACACAAACAUUUUUGUAGACUGAGCCCAAAUUCAAUUCAAAUUCUCAAAUGGCUUAAGUGUUUAAACUGGAAAUAAAUGGGGAUAUGAAAAAGAAAUGAAAAUAAAUAAAUAUGUUAAAAUAAAUGAUAGUGAACCAAAGAUCACAAAAAGAUUGCUUGUUUCACGCAAAGUGAAAUACAUGGAUUAAGGUACACACUACAUUUUACUGUAUAUACAAAUUGCUAUGUCUAUCCAUCAUCAUUUUUGCACUUCUCGACACUCCUUCCAGUGGCUCACUUUAUUCAUCAUCCCAGUACAGGGGCCGUGGAACAGUUUUGAAAGUGGGGGGGAUUGACCAUGCAAAACGUCACAAUUAGAUGGUCAUGUUUACGUUUCUGUACACUAUUUUAGAAAAAGGGGGGGCUGAAGCCCUCAUUCCCCCCCCCCCCCCCUGGUGUCAUGGCCCCUGCAGUAGAGCUUGUAUAAGCUGCCAAAGGGAUUACUACAUCAAGUAUCUACCCGGUCUAGUCUCUGAUUCAUGAAAUUUUUCAUCCUUGUCAAUUUACCAACUACAGUUAAAAGCUACUGUAAUGGCUCAAUAUGAUUGGCUGGCUCUGAUUUCUUGUAGAAUUCCAGUAUUUGUUAUAGAUUGUAACACUUGUGAGGGGAAAAGUCCUGAAUCCUUUCUGCUCAGCUGCAUCUUCACCCUGUAAUAUUUCAAGUUAUGUUUGAAAUAUGAAAGUACAAAGAUAUGUUUUAAAUCUUGUGGACAAUUAAAGUAUUUUUUAAUGUUUUGCUACCUGAUGCACCUCCUAUUGUACCUAUGCAAUAUAAAAGCAUGCCUUGUGUUAUUGAAUGCCUGGUUGUAUUCAUUGUCUGUAUAUAGAAAUAAAUAAUGAAGAGACUCCUCA